Messenger RNA from Symbiodinium sp. CCMP2456, 3543 nucleotides. The record is from the annotation of a GenBank genome assembly. NCBI's taxonomy places the organism in Eukaryota, Dinophyceae, Suessiales, Symbiodiniaceae.
AUGCAUCGGCUGGCUUGCGGAAACAUGCGAUCGACCGUAUUCCCCGCGCUUUGCACGUCCGGCGACGCGCGGCUAGGAUUGCAGAAGACCCGGUCGUCCGUGAUGCGCCCUCCCCCUGCUCGGGUGAGACUGCCCGUAGAUGAAGCGGCAAAGACAUGGUACCAACGCAAGAUUAAGAAUAGGAGCUCCGCAACAUCUCUUUUCGGAAAGGAGGCGCCUGUCAUACCAGCCUUUGUGCUGAAUCUGGAUCGGCGGCCGGACCGACUGCAGAACAUCUCUCGGGCGUUGCACCAGCAGGCGCCGUGGCUCUUUCAGAGGACCUGCCGGGUGUCCGCUCCAAACGGCCUGGCUUUUGGAGAGCACCUGAAGGAGUCGUUGGUUCCCGAUUGGAUCUGGCAUCUCGCGCUGGAGCGCGACCGGAAGCACAUGGCGACAUUGGGAGGUCCCCUCACCAAGGGGGCCGUGGCCCUCAUUGUGGGCCACGCUCGGAUGUGGGAGCACUUGGUGCAGUCCAAGGCCCCUUGGGGGAUCUUCAUGGAGGAUGACCUGAUGUUCUUCCACCCUGGGCUCGAGGCACUCUUUGGGCAGCUGGGGAAUUCCCAGCUUCCCGCGCCCGGGAAAGACUGGGACUACCUUCAAAUCCAAGGGGGCGAUUGUCCCCAGCAGAGCCGCCCGCCACUGCACAUCCUGGCGGGGACCGGCUACAAUACAGGCAUGUACAUCCUCACCAUCGAAGCAGCCAAGCGCGCUAUUCAGGCCCAUUUUCCGAUGGUGAAUGAGCAGUUGGACAAUCCAGAGAACUUUCUGCGCAGCCAAUGUCGCGGGCACAGGGUCUGCCCCGCUGCAGCCCAACAGCACGGAUCCUUGGUCGACAGCGAUGUGCAGAUCCCACCGAAGGCGGCGAUCUUCAAAGAGGAGCCGGUGAUUCCGGACUGCCCAGUGCUGGCGAAAGGCGAGAUGUUGCUACCAGACCUCUUGGCAACGCCUUUAAAGUUGACUUGCAAUUCCAAGCUAGGAUUGCACCAUGCGCGGGCGCCCGGGCAGGAAGGUUUCAACCGCUUCUGCUACAAAGACAGCCCCGAGUGGAAUGAGCUCCUGGCAUUCCUCGAGCUGAAGCCUCCAAACACGGCAUCUGCGGAGCGCAGACAAAAGCGGCUCCGGCGUCUGCGGGCCGAAAAGGAAGAUCUUCUCGCCGCCCUUCGGACGAGCCGGCUACGCGUCAAACAGUUGGAGGCAGCUCGCGUCCUCUUUGCGACGCCGACGGCUGAGGUCGAUGUUGCGGACCUAUCGUUGUCUGCUGCAUCGUCCCCGUCCGAAAGCGGCCAUGUCCAACCGCCGUGCUGCCCAUUGCCAAAGGUGCCUUUGGGGGCCCAGGCCCUCUCGCAGUGUCGCGAGCUCCGUCAGGUCAUGCAGAGCCACCAGGAGACGCUGGAGCAAGAGGGCUUCAUGUGGCAAGCCAUCCUCGACCAGCAGGAGGAUGAUGCCAAGCAAAUCCGCGAGCGGGUUGCAGAGGCCGAAGAGAUGCAUGAUAAGAUGGAGGGUCGGGUGCAGGGCCUCAUGGACCUAAUGGUCGCUCUGCUGUCUCCUGCCUCUGCACCGGAGGGUCAGGAGGAGUUGUUAAACUCGAAGUACCUCGCUAUGGUGGAGGACCUCCACUACAACCAGGACAGAGUCGAAGCGAAAGUGGCGUCGCUUCAUGCGGCUCUGGAGGUGGAACGCUCGGAAAACUGCUGCCGCGCCCUGCAGCUCUGCGACCAGCAGAGGCGGACGACGAGGCUUCACGACGACCUCUGCCGGCUCCAGGGUCAUCUGUUCCGAACUCGUCAGGGGAACCGGAAGCAGGAGCCUCCCAGUGUGGCGCAUCGAACAGGCGAGUUCUUCCUGCCAGAUGCGGCCACGCACGAGCUACCGAAGGAUGGCUACCUGGACGUCUCUGUGAAUGCUCUGCCAAGUGUGGCCACGCCUGCGACCGUGACGCCCGUCACGGAGUGCUCGGCGGGCAUGGAUGCCCAAGAGGAUCCCGAUGGUGGGAAUCCGACGGACACGCAUUUCCUCGACCCGGCGAGUCCCGAGCCUCUAUCGCCGGCUGCACCUGCAGUGACGCCGUUGCUGCCGGACGAGCCCGGAUCACGCGCGGAGCGCGCGCAGAUCGAGGCUGCCCUGCGCGACGUGCUGGAAGAGGUAGGCUUCGACCACCUCGUUGUCCGUUGCAACGGCUUCUACGAGUUCGGGAAGAUGGCUCGGGCCUGCCUUCGGCUCAGCAAUGGCGUCCUCACAGCUUCCGUGGACGGCGUCAUCUACGAGCCCUUCGAGGAAUUCCUCAGCAAGCUCCAGGAGCCCGCGGCGAGCCUUCGAGCUGCGCGGCGCGAGGAUUGCCCAAAGGUCUCUCAGGUCGCUGCACCCCGGGAAGCCGAACCAAGGAAGCCUCCACCCUCGCCGGGUUCCAGCGCUGGUCCUGAGCGAGGCAGUGGCAGAGCGGAGGCUGCGGCGAGUGGCUCCCGAGGAGGUGCGCCUGCGAAGCUCAGCCGAGGAGCCAGUCCCAGUCAAGGCCGACGGCUCAAAGUAGACCGGAGAGGCGCAGCGGCCGCCGAGAAAGCGGCGCCCACAUCUGGUCACGUUCCCUCCUCAUCCAGUCGACCAAGCCAGGUUGCCGGCGCGACAAGGGCUCAGCAGCCACGGCCAAAGACUGGCACGCCUCGCGCUGGCUCGAAGGAGAAUACCAGCAAACCGACGGGCUCCAAUCGUGGAGGUGACCUCCCCUGUUCCAAAGUGGACAAACGAGGGAGCCUGGCUUCCACGCCUCCCCGCGGGAAAGCAGGCAACUCCGCUGCGGGCAGCGAUGGCACUCCGCUCUCGCGCGCCACCAGUUCUGCAGCUGGCAGCGGCAUCGUGAGCACAGGCCCAGGCGGGACUACUUCUGCUGCUGUGCCUGUCCCGUUGCCCUCGCCGGGUUCAGAACUGCGAGGAGAGCUGAGGAGCCCGGGAGGCUACCCAAGCCCGUGCAUCCGCAUGGCCGGGGUUUCGCCACCGCGGGCAAUUGUUGCGGAGGGAACACCGCAAACGGCGCGAGCGUUGACGCCGCAAACUCGGGCAGGUCCCCGAUCGUUUAUCCCGUCGCCGAUGUUGGCAACACCCAGACAGGUGGCCUCUCCUGGCACGGCCGCCUUCCCCCUUGGUCUGCCCUCUGCCCCGGGCUUCGCUUUACCGCAGCCUCUUCGACAAGAAGGCUUGCAGACUAUACCGGUGGCCCAGGUCCCCGGCCUGCAUCCCAGAAUAGUGGUGACUCCGCGACGGCACCGAGAGGGCGUCGCGGCUCCCUUCCCUCCCCAGGAUCCCGCGUCCCAAAGCUGGCGCUCCCCGCCGCAGCUUGUGGCCACAGCACGAGCACCGGGAGCAACGGAGCCGCAUGCGAUCAGGCAUAUCCAGGUUCCUCAGCUCCCUUUCACUUAUGUCAGCCCUCCGGUACCCCGUGGCCGUGCUGCCUCCGCCUCGCCACCGCGCCUGGCUCAGCCAACACUUACGCCAGUCUUGGGCACGAGGUGA